AACUGCCCGCCUUCGCUGCCGAAGCAAGCAGGAAAUUGUGUUUUUUUACUCUCCCGGAUUAUUACGCGACACGCGUCUUAAGUUACAAACACGGUAUCGUCAUGAGUUCAAAUAGAUCACCAAUUUCAACUGCAGAUGACCGACUUGACCCUGAGGAAGAGAAACACUUGGCAGCAGCCACCCGUGAGGCUAAUCGUCUCCCAGAGCUCCGUCUGAUCCUGCUGGGCUGGAGAUGGCCAGGUAAAAGUUUGACUGGCAAUACUAUUCUGGGCCGUGAAGAGUUUCGUCUGGAACGAGCAGCUGAAUUCUGUGUGAAACGUGAAACCGAGGUCGAUUUGCGCCAAGUAAUGGUAGUAGACACUCCUGGCUGGUUCUCAGCCCAGACCACACCAGCAGACUAUCAGCAGGAGAUGGUACGAAGCGUUAGCAUGUUGCAACCUGGACCCCACGCAUUUCUGCUGGUCAUACCAGUGGGCAUGUUCACCGAAACGGACCGCGCUCGCAUAGAAGAGAACUUGGCUUUGUUUGGUGAGGAUGUGUGGAAGCACACCUUGGUGGUGUUCACCUGGGCUGAGAUUUUGAAGGACAGGUCUAUAGAAAGGCAUAUACGAAGGGAAGGUCGUGACCUUCAGUGGGUGCUGGACAAAUGUAAGAAGAGAUACCAUGUGAUCAAUAACUAUAUUUUUGGUGAACACCCACAGCUGCCUCAGCUGAUGGAGAAGGUUGAGAAGAUUGUAGCUGAAGAGGGCGGCUGCUUCAUCCUUAAACCAGACGAAACAAAAACACAAAGUCAACUUCAAAGUCUGAAUCUAAAUUCCAAUUCUGUGAAAGAGAACAGGGAACUCGGCGCUAGACCAAAACAGAAUGGAUCCUGCAACUCACUGCGAUCAAUGGAUGUGGAUCCUCCACAAAAUUUGAUUGAAGAAGUGAGUGACUAAAGCUGUGUGAACCGAUCCUGUGCUGUGCUGUGCUGAUUACCUCCAUUCCAUUCGCACUUCUUCGUGCCUAAAUUAUUAUUCCCAUAUACAGUUGAAGUCAAAAUGAUUAGCCCUCCUGUGAAUUUUCAUUUUCCUUUUUCAAUUAUUUCCCAUAUUCCCAUAUUAUGUUUAACAGAGCAAGAAAUCUUUUCACAGUAUUUCUUAUAGUAUUUUUCUUUUAUUCAUUUUAUUUAUUUAUUGGAGAAAGUCUUAUUUGCUAACAAUAUCCGAUAUACUUCCGGUGAACGGUUAAUGUGACUUUUUCAAUUUUAUACAGUUUCUUUUACAGCAUCGAUGUUGUAAUGUAAUUAAAAUAUAAUCAAAUAAAUAGACUUCAGCAUUCAUUUAGUUGAAAAGCCGUAUAAUCGCACCCACCAGUCAGGAUUAGCAGGCUAGCGCAGAAAUGCCAUUGGAAAUACUGGAGUAAAAUAAAUUUAAAGAUGACAUGGUAAGGAAAAAUUUUAUUUAAUGCAGUGCUUCUUGUACAUUCUGAGACCCACUUUAUAGCAUAUAUAAUUAAGGUAGUAAAGGUCAUUGAUUUUUAAAGAAAACAGACUUUAAACGCGCCAAUUUUGUAAUGGCAUACAGUUCAACGGAAGCGUUUGACCCAGGCUACUUACAAUUUAAAAGUCCUUCUGCAUAUACCCUAUUGUCUACAGAAUAAACCAGUGUUAUUCAAUGAUUUGCCUAGUUAACCUAGUUGAGCCUUUAAAUGUCACUUUAAAACUAGUAUCUUGAAACAUAUCUAGUAAAAUAUUUUGUACCAUACCAUCAAAUAUAAAUAAAUCAGUUAUUAGAAAUUCGUUAUUAAAACUAUUAUGUGUAGAAAUGUGCUGAAAAAAAUAUAUAUUUUCGUUAAACUGAAAUUGGGAAAAAAAAAAAUACAGAGGGGCUAAUAAUUCAUGGGGGGCUAAUAAUUCUGACUUCAACUCUAUCUAUACACUAGUCCAGACAACUUUAAGUUGUAGGGCUUAUAGAAGGCAAAUUUCCCUUAUUGACCUUAUUCUUCAUGUAUGAGUGGGCGCAGCCAUGUGAAUCUUUUUGGCUCGAGACUUCCAGUCUCAUUCACUUCCAUUCAUUUUUAGUUGUUAAAAACAGCUUGUUUGCUUGAUGUUGCAAACUGAUAUUUUCUUAUUAUGUUAUUCUGCUUUGUCUGUAUAGUCAUGGACACACUUGUUUGUAGGCAAGUAGUUUGACCGUUUUCUGUUGUUUGUUAUUCCAAGUCAUUUCUUCCAUAGGCUACUGAAUUGGAAGAUCGCAAAAACGAGCGCACUUCCGCAUUGAAGAAUAAGGUCAAUAUCCAAACUCGGUCUUGGAGAGUUUAGCUCCAACCCUAAUCAAACACACCAGAACCAGCUAAUCAAGCUUUUACAAGCAUCUUGGCAGGUGCAUUGAAGCAAGUUGAAGCUAAACUCAGUAGGACACCAGCCCUCAACGAAUGAGUUUGGACACCCCUGCCUCACAGGUUGUAUUUCUCAACCAAUAGAGAUAUAAUGAAUAACAACAGCACAAAUUGCUGUCAUCAAAAGUAAAAUUUGUGCAAAUAAACCAGUAUACUUCAUUCUUUUAUCAAAUGCAUUUGUAAAUGAUUGUAUAUCACUAUUUUAGUUACACACUGACUGAGUGAGCCACGUCUCUACACUGAUGCAGAAAACAAUAAGGUAAUGGAGUCAUUAAUCGAACAGAAACACUUCUUGCUCAUCAAUUAUUUGCACUAAUGAGUUAACAGUUUGUAAAAUGCCUCAACUAAUGCACUCAUACAGUUAUCAGAGACUCGGAGUCUGUUGUGCUCAUUAUACAAUAGCAUGUGUAAAAGUAGAUGUUUCAGAUGUAGUAAAUGUCCCCAAUCCUCAUCAAACAUUUUUCACAUUCAUGAUUUUUUUGGAUUAUUUUUGCUGCUUAUUAUAUGAGUGGAAGAAGUAUUUACAUGCUUUGAAUGAUGCUUUUAAGUUACUGAUUGUUUUAGGAUUGCUGGGAUGUUUUCUUUCUGAAUGCUUUUAAUCAUAUAGCAUUCUGUCAAGUGACAGUUGUUACAAAUGGUAUUCUGAAUGCCGUAAGCAGUCUAAAUAUCAUCAUUUUUCUUGGAAGGUUUGAGUUCUUAUGAUUUUUCAGUGUCUGCGAUUUACUGAUUUACAUGAAUGCAUUCCUUUUAUAUAUGCUGACAUUUCUGAAAGCCAUAAAGAAUCUUAUUCUUUGA
Molecule: messenger RNA, 3174 nt
Organism: Danio aesculapii
Lineage: Eukaryota; Metazoa; Chordata; Actinopteri; Cypriniformes; Danionidae
Gene: gimapl
Product: GTPase IMAP family member 4
Exons: 3
Coding region: 102-938 (278 amino acids)
Molecular function (GO): GTP binding
Source: RefSeq, a predicted model, not a curated record